This is a messenger RNA of Bombina bombina (fire-bellied toad), 1565 nucleotides long. RefSeq names its product leucine rich repeat containing 69 (gene LRRC69). The record is from RefSeq and is a predicted model, not a curated record. Gene Ontology annotation, molecular function: protein binding. NCBI's taxonomy places the organism in Eukaryota, Metazoa, Chordata, Amphibia, Anura, Bombinatoridae. The transcript is spliced from 8 exons.
CUGCUGCCAUGGACCGAGCCUGUUGUCUUUCAGUAGGACGCUGUUACUAUAGUAACCGUAUAUCGCAACAUACACACAAGCACAUGUCAUUCACCUCCGGUGACAUGGCUGACAUUCUGAUCCUCCGAGCUAUUAGGGGCAAUGCCAGGACACUUAAUCUGAACGGGAAACGACUUCAGCGGGUGCCCGAAGCGGUGGGCAACCUGAGCCUUCUCAAAACGCUGCAGCUUAAGAACAACUUUCUGUCUCAGCUGCCAGAGGAUAUGUCGGCUCUCAGCAAUAUAACUGUCCUAAAUCUAGGAAAUAACCACUUUGAAAAAGUGCCAGAACAAUUAAAGCAUCUCAAAUCACUGCAGAGACUUCACUUGUUUGGAAAUAGGAUUACUGAAAUACCUGCCAGUAUAUUUGAGGGCUUAGAAAAUUUGAUAUCUCUCAAUCUGAACAACAACAUGCUUGAGAAACUUCCCUCAGAAAUCCAUAGGUAAGUUGGCUUUACCUACUCUAAAUAUCUUCUGCAAGCAAUUAAAUUCUUAGGUGUCAAUCAUAACCACCUAAAAACCAUUCCAAAAGAGCUAUGUCGUCUGAAAGGUCUUGGUGAACUACAUCUAGCAAAUAACCACUUGGAAUCUUUACCAGAAGAAAUGGGUUUCCUGAGUAAUUUAAAUGAGCUCCGGGGUAUCUAGGAACAAGCUUGCCCUUACAUAUUUUCUUGUCUUAAUAAGGGACUUUGCACAUUGAAAAAGCUAAAAAUCCUUGAUGUGGCAGGAAAUCAAAUCAGGGCUUUUCCAUCUGCAAUGCACACUGUACAAUUAGAUGAGCUCUACUGUGAGGAAAACCCCUUGCUCCAGAAGGAGCCUGUGUUUGCGGAACAAGAAGAAGAUGUAUUGACCUUGAAGGAAAUAACUGCAAGACUCAUUUUAAAAGAUCUACAAAACAGAGAUUCAUCUCUAAGAGAACAAAUUAUUAAACAUCCAGAAGCGAGAACAAUGCUUUCAAGUAAAAAUGUCUGUGCUCUUUGUGGACAAUGGUUUUUAGACAUGUGGCUGGAAUGUGUGAAAUUUGUGGAUGUAAAAAAGGGGAUGAAGACUGCAGGAAAAUUACAGUUAUUGCCACUGCGAGUUUUAUUAUGCUCAUAUAAAUGCUUUAAUCAACAACAAAGUGGUAUUUUUGGAGUGGCAGUACCAUGACACGGAACAGCUGUCACAAACAUCUGAGGACUUCUGCAUAGAUAUUUAGAUUGUUUUGAGUUGAACUUUUAACAGCACCUGCUGGUACACAUAUAACAUAGUAGUGUAUAACCUUCAAACAACAUCUUUCAACUAUAUAUUUUAUUAUCCUAAAGGUUUUACAUAUACAUUGGAAACAUUGCAUUGUUAUAUAGUUGCAUGUAACAAUAUUGCAAAAAUGGAAGCUAGAGAUUUGUUUAUACAACCUAUUCCUUAUAUCCCUUAUUUUGUAGGUUAAAUGAUUUAUUUGUUUGCAAACCAAAAGUGUAUUUUUGUAUUAAAGCCAUAUUUUCUAAUAUGAUUUUUACUUUAUCAAUAAAAUGGGUGUUUUUUAUGGCA